AUGACGACCACUCCUGCACCGAGCCAAGAUGGAACACCCCCCAAUGAUCCGCCGACCGUUCCCCCUAUGACUCACAGCAUUCCUCCAAAAGCGCCAAUGCAGCUCACACCGCCUUACUCGUCGUUCAGUAAACGCCAGAAACACCUGAUCAUCACACUCGCAUCGAUAUCAGCUACUUUCAGCGGAUUCGCGUCAAAUAUCUAUUUCCCCGCAAUUCCAACCAUAGCUAGAAGUCUACGUACCACUGAGUCGAAUAUCAAUUUGACAGUGACCAGCUAUAUGGUGUUUCAAGCUAUCUCACCAACUUUCUGGGGCGCAGUUUCAGACGUAUCCGGUCGACGACUCACCCUUUUAUGCACAUUCGUUGUCUUCCUCUCUGCCUGCAUAGGUCUUGCUCUCUCCAACCAUUUCUAUCAAUUGAUCAUCCUCAGAUGUCUCCAGAGUACCGGAAGUGCAAGUACCAUUGCGAUUGGAUCGGGGAUGAUAGGUGAUAUCACUACGAGAGAGGAACGGGGAGGAUAUAUGGGGAUUUUCCAAACUGGCUUGUUGGCUCCGUUGGCUAUCGGACCUGUCCUAGGGGGUGUUUUCGCCGAUACUCUGGGAUGGAGGUCCAUCUUCUGGUUCUUGACCAUAUACUCCGGUGUAUAUCUCAUCAUACUCAUUCUAUUCUUGCCUGAGACGUUACGCUCGAUAGUAGGCAAUGGUAGUAUACCGCCAUACAAGAAAGUCAAAGCACCUUUCGAGAGAUACGUUUCAAAUCGCUUGUCGGCAUCCGAACAAUCAGAAUCCAGCGUCGAGAGCGAGAAGAAGAAACUCAAGAUUGAUUUCAUUGCACCGAUUAGAAUACUAUUUGAAAGAGAAGUCAUAUUUGUUUUGAUUUUCUUGUCGAUACAUUACGCGACUUGGCAAAUGGCCCUCACUAUUCAAUCGACCUUGUUCUCUGAUAUAUACGGUUUAGGAGAAAUCGACAUUGGCUUGACAUUCUUAUCGAACGGUGCAGGGUGUAUGUUAGGUACUUUGACGACUGGUAAACUUCUAGAUAGGGACUACAAACGGAUCAAGCAGAAACAUUCAUCUGCAGAAGAUGAUUUUCCAAUAGAACAAGCUCGACUUCGGACAGUAUGGCUAUGGUCACCCUUACAAUGGAUAUCAGUUAUUGUAUUCGCCUGGACAACAGAUAAACACUCGCAUAUCUCUAUUCCGAUAAUUGCGAGCUUCGUUCUGGCCUGGUCGGCAAUGUCAAUCCAAAGUGUUAUCACUACUUUCUUAGUUGAUAUUUUCCCCAAGAGCAGCGCCUCAGCAACUGCUGCGUUGAACUUGGCUAGGUGUCUCAUAGGUGCUAUUGCGACUGGAACAAUCAACCCUUCGAUACGGAGUAUAGGCGUAGGACCGAGCUUCAUGAUCUGGCUUGGGUUUAUGGUGGGUUCGUUGGGGUUAGUAGGAGUGCAGAUGAAGUUUGGACCGGGUUGGAAGAAGGGGAGGCAGGAGAGGGAGAAGGAGAGGGAGAAAGGAGUAUGA
Molecule: messenger RNA, 1518 nt
Organism: Kwoniella mangroviensis CBS 8507
Lineage: Eukaryota; Fungi; Basidiomycota; Tremellomycetes; Tremellales; Cryptococcaceae
Exons: 3
Coding region: 1-1518 (505 amino acids)
Biological process (GO): transmembrane transport
Cellular component (GO): plasma membrane
Molecular function (GO): transmembrane transporter activity
Source: RefSeq, a predicted model, not a curated record